CGUUUCUCAACAAUCCGAUCCAACCUCACUUCGCGACUUCUUCAUCCUCAAAACCCGAGACUCGACGACUGGACGCCAAAAUUUAAGUGCAACUACACCGUUCCAGACACUAAGUAUUCCUAUACCACUUCCUGGUAAAACCCCUGAACGAAAACUCGACACCGAGUAACACGUCCCGUUGUAAGUGCUCCAGAGAACGAAGCUUUCGCUCCGGUUUUUUGGUUAGAAUUUCGCGCUCAAGGAAGACAGCACUUUAUCGAUCGACGGCAUUCGACGCUGAUCUUGUGUCUCUCUCUCUUGUCGUCGCGUCGUUCCGAAGCCGCGUGUGUUGUGUCUGUUCGGUGCUCUGCUCAUAGUCGGGUCCGCAUCUUUUGCUUGCAGACUAAACGAGUGUGUUUUAACGAGCCGUUGUUGUUGAGGACACGCGCGGUUCACAAUGGUCAAAAUGGUGCGAGGCAGAGGAGGUAUUAUCAGGGGUAGAGGAAUGGGCCGUGGGAUGGGCUUCUUGCCCAAGAGGCAGUUCAUGCCCCGUCAUCCGUUCGACUUGACUUUGUGCGAGGCUGCCUUUCCCAGAGUCAAGCCAGCACCCGAUGAGGCUGACUUUACAGCUGCAUUACUUAAGAAGAACCAGGAUAUGUGUCCCACUCCUAAAGAGCAGACCUCUAUUCUGAAUCUAGUUACCAAACUCCAAAGUGUUUUGGACAACCUGAUCGUGGCUCCUGGUACAUUUGAAGCUUGUCAAUUGGAGGAGGUUCGCCAAGUAGGCAGUUUCAAAAUGGGAACAAUGAUCAAGGGCCACAAUGUUGCAGACAUCGUUGUGAUUCUUAAAACUCUACCCACCAAAACAGCGGUCGAAGCUCUGGGCAAUAAAGUACAAACAGAUCUUAAGGCACAAGCACCAAAAGAGGCUCUGAGAUUAACCCAAACAGAGAGAGGGUUUGACAUUACCAAUAAUGAAGCCACAGUUCGUGUCUUGAUCACCACACUCCACCAAAACCUCAGGAAGCUGGAGCCUGAUCAGCACUUAGACAUCAAGAUCUGCCAAGGACAUUUGGCAGCAAUCAGACAUUCGCGUUGGUUUGAAGAGAACGCUCAUCAUUCCAGUAUCAAAGUCCUCAUUCGUUUGUUGAGAGAUUUGAGAACCAGAUUCGAAGGUUUGGAACCUUUGACCCCAUGGAUGCUCAAUGUUCUCGCUCACAACGCCAUAAUGAAUAACCCAAGCAGACAAGCUCUACCAAUUAACCAUGCAUACAAACGAGUUCUCCAACUUUUAUCUUCGGGACUUUUCCUACCAGGAUCAGCUGGUAUUUCCGACCCAUGCGAAGGCGGCAGCAUUCGCGUGCACACAGCCAUGAGCUUGGAGCAGCAGGAUCUGGUAUGCUUGACAGCUCAAACACUACUACGAGUUUUGGCUCACGGAGGAUACAGACCACUGCUGGAAGGAGGUAACAAAUUGGCAGUUGAAAUGAGUGUCUGGUCGGGUGGUGUAGUGGCGAGUCCAUUGGAAAAAGCAUACGAGCCGCCGACAGAACAAGAGCAGCAAGAAGACAUGGACGAGAGCAACGAAGAAAUGAUUGCCGAAAGUGCGUAAGUUUAAGACUGGAUAAAAUUGUAUCGUGAAAAGAUCUUGGCUACUACAAAUUUGUACAAUUUCAUUUUGAAGUUUUGACACUUAUCAGUAUAAACGUCGCGAUAGACUCGUGUAUAACUUUAUUUAAUUAAAAGUGAACAAAGUGUGAAGAGAAAUUUUUAUGUUUCAUGAAUGAAAUAAAGUAAUGUAUGUGUAUGAUUUUUUCUGCUGAUAAUUGUUCUGAUAAAAUACUGUAAUAUCUAAAACUAAUUUAAAAUAAAAUCAAAUCAUGUAUUAAACAUAA
Molecule: messenger RNA, 1874 nt
Organism: Nasonia vitripennis (jewel wasp)
Lineage: Eukaryota; Metazoa; Arthropoda; Insecta; Hymenoptera; Pteromalidae
Product: interleukin enhancer-binding factor 2
Exons: 5
Coding region: 437-1591 (384 amino acids)
Source: RefSeq, a predicted model, not a curated record